Molecule: messenger RNA, 2516 nt
Organism: Dunckerocampus dactyliophorus (ringed pipefish)
Lineage: Eukaryota; Metazoa; Chordata; Actinopteri; Syngnathiformes; Syngnathidae
Gene: ppp2r5d
Product: protein phosphatase 2, regulatory subunit B', delta
Exons: 17
Coding region: 144-1937 (597 amino acids)
Biological process (GO): signal transduction; protein dephosphorylation
Cellular component (GO): protein phosphatase type 2A complex; nucleus; cytosol
Molecular function (GO): protein phosphatase activator activity
Source: RefSeq, a predicted model, not a curated record
AAAGCUUUCACGGGUCGCUAGGCAGAUGAGCAUCUCAGCAGCCAAUGAGGUGGCCGGACCAGGGAGCGGAGACUGACCGAGCGUCAGCGUCAGAGUCCCGUGGAAACAUCAGUCCCCGUUAGAAAUCCUGCAGCAUUAACAAGAUGCCGAACAAAAGCAAGAAAGAGAAGGAAACAAGCAAAUGUGCCAAAAGCAACCCAAAAAAUGCAGACGCCAACGUCAACACCAACAAAGAUGUUACCGUGGACAACGCUGAAGAGCAGAGCGUCGGGAAGCGUCCCAGUGGCAGCGUGCCACCCCCUACUCAGCUGCACAAGAUCAAAUAUUGUGGAGGUCCUCAAGUGGUGAAGAAGGAACGGCGUCACAGCUCAUCUCGCUUUAGUGUGAGCAGGAACAGAGAACUCCAGAAACUACCAGCUCUCAAAGAUGCUCCAGCGAUGGAUCGUGAGGAACUCUUUGUGCAGAAGUUGCAACAGUGCUGCGUGCUGUUUGACUUUGUGAGCGACCCGCUUAGCGACCUAAAGUUUAAAGAAGUCAAGCGAGCAGGGCUCCUGGAGAUGGUCGACUACAUCACGCACAACACAGACGUGCUCAGCGAAUCCGUCUAUCCGGAGGCCGUCAUCAUGUUUUCAGUCAACUUGUUCCGGACUCUUCCUCCUUCCUCCAAUCCGACCGGAGCGGAGUUUGACCCUGAGGAGGACGAGCCAACACUGGAGGCCGCCUGGCCACAUCUGCAGCUGGUUUACGAAUUCUUCCUUCGCUUCCUGGAGUCUCCAGAUUUCCAACCCAACAUUGCCAAGAAAUACAUGGACCAAAACUUUGUUCUGUCGCUGCUGGAGCUGUUCGACAGCGAGGAUCCUCGUGAACGAGACUUCUUGAAGACCAUUCUGCACCGGAUCUACGGCAAGUUCCUGGGUCUUCGCGCCUACAUCCGUCGCCAGAUCAACAACAUCUUCUACAGGUUCAUCUACGAGACGGAGCAUCACAACGGCAUCGCUGAGUUGCUGGAGAUCCUGGGCAGCAUCAUCAACGGAUUUGCUCUCCCGCUCAAAGAAGAGCACAAGAUGUUUCUGAUCCGAGUACUUGUGCCGCUUCAUAAGGUCAAGUCCCUCAGUGUCUACCACCCACAGCUGGCGUACUGCGUGGUACAGUUCCUGGAGAAGGACAGCAGCCUGACAGAACCGGUGAUCAUGGGGCUGCUGAAGUUCUGGCCCAAGACUCACAGUCCCAAGGAGGUGAUGUUCCUCAACGAGCUGGAGGAGAUCCUUGAUGUCAUUGAGCCGGCGGAGUUCAUCAAAGUCCAGGAGCCGCUCUUCAGACAACUGGCCAAGUGUGUGUCCAGCCCCCACUUUCAGGUGGCGGAACGUGCGCUCUACUACUGGAACAACGAGUACAUCAUGAGCUUGAUCAGUGACAACACCGCCAACAUUCUUCCAAUCAUGUUUCCCGCCCUCUACAAGAACUCCAAGAGCCACUGGAACAAAACCAUCCACGGCCUCAUCUACAACGCUCUCAAACUUUUCAUGGAGAUGAACCAAAAGCUGUUUGACGACUGCACUCAGCAGUACAAGACCGACAAACACAAGGAAAAACACAAGAUGAGGGAGAGAGAAGAAGUCUGGCUGAAACUGGAAGGCCUGGCAAGACACAAUCCUCAGAGCAAUAAACUCCUCCCUCUCCGCCCUGGACUCCACCCACAGGAAGCGCUGGCGUCCUGCUCAGCAAGCGUGGACGCAGAUGUCCUGACACUGGAGGACAUUCAGCUGCUGAAGAAGACGGUGGCAAGCCAAGCAGCGCUGGCCGUGAAGGACGCCAAGAAGGACAAGGUGGUGAUGAGGAGGAAGUCGGAACUCCCGCAGGACGUUUACACAAUCAAAGCUCUGGAGGCGCACAAGAGGGCUGAGGAGUACCUAACAGCCAAUCAGGAGGCUCUCUGACUGAGGGAGGCGGUCCACGAUGCCGCCCCCGCCCCCCUCCUGGCUUUGAGGCCGUCAUGGAGGAAGUUGACCAGAGCGCCAUCAGGGCGGAGCUAGUUGCAAGCAGCUGCUAAGCUCCGCCUCCUGGUGGCAGAGCCACUCGGCCUGCAACUGCUUGGCAAGCGCAUGGUAGGCCACGCCCACUUGAAGCCGUCUCUACCUGGAGUCGACUUCAGGUGCUCGUGAGGCGUCAAGUAUGGUCACAUGAUACCAACGAGUCAAAUUAGCUGCGUUGGUCUUUGGAUUCUUGCAUCACGUGUUUUGAGAUCUGGAUCACUUGUGAUUACUUCACCGUCACUCCACCAGGGGGCGGAGCCAGCAAACCAGCCGUCAAUGCUGCUGCCCCUUGUGGUUGUGGUGUGUAACUACUACUGGCUGCGAUUCAUCCAAUAGAUGUCACAUGACCUCCUUUCAACAUUGUGAUUGGUCUGUACAUCAGUUCCAUGAAACACAAAACAGCAGAGAUCCUGGUUGUGGUUUGUAGACUUGUCGAUGUCCACAUGGAACACAGCAGCUCUAAUAAACACAUCCUCAAUAUUG